Messenger RNA from Aedes aegypti (yellow fever mosquito), 1140 nucleotides. RefSeq names its product protein obstructor-E. The transcript is spliced from 2 exons. Gene Ontology annotation, cellular component: extracellular region. Gene Ontology annotation, molecular function: chitin binding. Bases 77 to 1042 code for a protein of 321 amino acids. Lineage: Eukaryota; Metazoa; Arthropoda; Insecta; Diptera; Culicidae. The record is from RefSeq and is a predicted model, not a curated record.
UGGCGUUUCAAGUGAGUCAGUGAUAUUUCGUAACUGUUCACGGGCAAUUAGUUGGAGACAUUUGGCUUAAGUAACAAUGAAGCUUCUCGUGGUAUACACGAUUGCCCUGGUGGCAGGUAUCCACGCAGCAGUCACAGUUGACAAAGAGUGUGUUGGAAUCCGCAAUGGAAGUACCUUCCGGGUAAAGGACGACUGUUCCAAAUAUUACACUUGUAAUGGCGGAAAAUUUGUUGGGAGCCAAUGUCCACAUGGUCUGUUCUGGGACCAAGUCCAUCGCGUUUGUACAGCUCCUGAAUUGGUUUCCUGUAAUGUGGGACCCUUUGCAACCGCACCAGUAGCACCUAUACCACCAGUGGCUCCCGUGGCUCCGGUGAAUCCACAAAUUCCAGUUUGGACAACUGCCCCUGUUAUAAUAACUACAGCGGUCGUCCCAAUCGACAUUGAAAAUACAGAAAUAGAACUGGAUGAGUACAAAUGUCCUAAAAAUGGCGUCUCAAGCGUUGCCCAUAAGGACAGUUGUUCGAAAUAUGUCAUGUGCUUCGAUGGUGUACCGGUCGUUCAGGACUGUGCCCCAGGGCUUCAUUUCGAUGCGCACUCCGGUCAAUGUACUUACCCGAUCUAUGCUAGAUGCGGCCUUCAGGAUAGAAUUUGCCCGAUGUGGAAUGACCCCUACAAGAUGAUUUUCAUCGCUGAUAAAUUUGACUGUGCCAAGUACUACUAUUGCUACAACGGCGAACCCCAUGAAAACAGCUGCGCUCAAGGACUUCAUUGGGAUCCGAUCAACAAUUGGUGUACGCCGAUUGAGAAAUCACACUGCACUAAUUUUACCCCAUACAAGGAGGUAUACGAGCCCCUGCUGACUCCGAAAACGGUUUCCUGUUCCGAUACUUCAGCGCACUGGGUUGACCAUCCAAAAAGUUGCCGCCACUACUAUCUUUGCUACAAGGGCAAAGCCAUGUUGAAACGCUGCGAUGAAGGUCUAUUCUGGGAUAACGAGGCUGGAUCGUGCAACUACGGAUCGAUUACGCGCUGCGGAAAGUAGACAGCGGAUUCAAAGUGAAUGGAAGAACUAUAUCGGUGUGCUAUGUCUGCAAUUAAAAUAGAAUGCAAAAAUAUUCACAAGAACGAACCACUGUGAUA